UCUAUCCUAUCUCUGAUCCCCAACCAUAAAUCUCUAACAGACGCACGCACAUCGCCCAUGGCUGCGCCGGCGUCCGGGUCCUCCCGGCGGUACGACGUGAUCGUGGUGGGCGCGGGGAUCAUGGGCAGCUGCGCGGCGCACGCGGCGGCGUCCCGCGGCGCGCGCGUGCUCCUCCUGGACCGCUUCGACCUCCUCCACCACCGGGGCUCCUCGCACGGCGAGUCACGCGCCAGCAGGGUCACCUACGCGGAGGCCUACUACCCGCCCAUGGUGCGCCUCUCCCACCGCCUCUGGGACGAAGCCCAGCGCGACGCCGGCUACCGCGUCCUCACGCCCACGACGCACCUGGAUCUGGGCCCGCGCCACCAGCCCGCGCUCCUCGCGGCCAUCGCCAACGGGGCCGCUACCGAGAUCCCGGGCGCGGACGCGGCGAGGGAGCGGCCGGCGUGGGCGGACGCCUUCAGGGUGCCCGACGGAUGGACGGCCGCGAAGAGCGAGCUCGGCGGGGUCAUCAAGGCCACCAAAGCCGUGGCCAUGUUCCAGGCGCUCGCUGUCAGGAUGGGCGCCGUCGUCAGGGACGGGGUCGAGGUGGUCGACAUCGCCAAGAACCAAGGAGAAGAAGUGAUCGUGGUUCGGACAUCAAGCGGCGAGGAGUUCCACGGCGGCAAGUGUAUCAUCACGGUGGGCGCGUGGACGCGCAAGCUGGUGAAAUCGGUCACCGGCGACAGCAUGGACCUGCCGGUGCAGCCUCUCCACACACUCAUCUGCUACUGGAAGGUGAAGCCAGGCCACGAGCACGAGCUCGCGGCGGAGGCCGGCUUCCCAACGUUCGCCGGCUACGGUGACACGCACAUCUACAGCACGCCGUCGAUGGAGUACCCGGGCCUGAUCAAGAUUUGCAUGCACGGAGGGCCACAGUGUGACCCGGACCGGAGGGACUGGGCCGCCGCCACGGGCGAAGGCGAAGGAGGGCUGGUGGGCCCCGUGGCGCAGUGGAUCGACGAGGUGAUGCCGGAAUGCGUGGACACCGCCGGCGGGCCGGUGCUCCGGCAGCCGUGCAUGUACUCCAUGACCCCCGACGAUGACUUCGUGAUCGAUUUCCUUGGCGGGGAGGAGUUCGGGAAGGACGUGGUGGUUGGCGCUGGGUUCUCCGGGCACGGGUUUAAGAUGGGCCCGGCUAUCGGCAGGAUACUCGCAGAGAUGGCAUUGGACGGCGAGGCUCGGACCGCGUCGGAGGCCGGAGUGGAGCUCCAGCACUUCAGGAUCUCCCGGUUCGAGGGCAACCCGAUGGGGAAUGCCAAGACCUACUAAGAUGAUAUGGAUUAUGAAAAUGAUCCAAGCGACAUGAUGUCCGGUAUUUCGAUUGAUGCAUGAUCAAUGCAUUGUCGUACAACUUUUAGACUUCUAUUUGUGGCUUUGGUUGAUCUGUGAGUUUUCUGGACAUUAAUAGUGUUGUGUCUUGUGUGGCACCUGCGCAGUGUAUUCUUCUGACUCUCUGGCGUGCUUACGAGUUUUAACCUUUGUCGAUCAUUUUGGCCCAAAGAGAAUCAUAUAUAGCGUGUGGCGGUGUGCAUUA
Brachypodium distachyon (stiff brome) is the source of this 1576-nucleotide messenger RNA. Its product is annotated as probable sarcosine oxidase. The record is from RefSeq and is a predicted model, not a curated record. The transcript has 2 exons. Gene Ontology annotation, molecular function: flavin adenine dinucleotide binding; sarcosine oxidase activity. NCBI's taxonomy places the organism in Eukaryota, Viridiplantae, Streptophyta, Magnoliopsida, Poales, Poaceae. The coding region runs from base 58 to 1311 and encodes 417 amino acids.